Messenger RNA from Erigeron canadensis, 952 nucleotides. RefSeq lists its product as uncharacterized. Bases 132 to 470 code for a protein of 112 amino acids. The transcript has 7 exons. The record is from RefSeq and is a predicted model, not a curated record. NCBI's taxonomy places the organism in Eukaryota, Viridiplantae, Streptophyta, Magnoliopsida, Asterales, Asteraceae.
AGUUGAAUAUAUAUUUCAUUACAUAAAGAAUAUUCAAGAGGAUAAAUCAUUUUCUCUAUUGAAGUUAAUGAUUUAUAAGUUUUGUUUUAGUUACUGGAGUUACGGGUUUCGAAUUGAAAGUCGUGGGCCGCAUGCAGGAUUUAAGCAAAAGAACUUCAUUAUUAGCUAAUAAUAAUAAGCCACCAAACGUGAAGAAGACGACGGCGAAGAAGAAGUUCGUAUCUGAGGAUGAGGAUUUCGGGCCCUGGUAUACCCAGCCCUCUAAGAAACUAUCUAUCAUAGGUAAGAAGUCGUUCAAGAAGGCUCUUCGCAGGAAAAGAUACCAGUCUGGUGGUCCAAGGGUUCACUACCUUACUACGGCAGGACAUACACUUCCAAUCGAUUUAACUAAGGCCAUGGAGCAGGCUGGUGUUCUAAUCAAGAAGGUGAAUGCUGGCAGCGACGACUAUGAAUCUAUGAUACUCAGUUAGAUUUGGAAUUGGCUGAGCGUUGUAUCGACAAAAUUGCUGGUUUCCGCAAGUGCGCUAGGAAUCUCCCAAGUGACUGGAAGUAGAAAGUCCCCUUUCUCGCGGAACACUCACUUAAUGGGGCUAUUUGAAUUGGAAGACAACGACAAAAGUGAAAGAAGGAGGUCUAUUUCGUUGAUCGAUGUCUCCAGAGCCGUGAUUACUACAAUCUUCCUCCAAGCUGUUUCCGGGCAUGCUCAAUGACCGGGCCACUGCCAUCCUCUUUGCUCCCUAGGCAACAUCCAUUUGUUGGGAAGCUGGUUUCAUAUAUGUCUAGAUAGUCUAUCCUCAAUAUUGUCAAUUUCUAGAAUGGCUAAGUUUGACUACUAUGUGUGGCUUAGUUUGACUACUAUGUGUAGCAUUCUUGCUUUACAAAAUAUGCUUGUAUAUCACUGCCCAGUGACUACUAUUGAAGUUUUAGUUGCAUCUCAUAACAUUGCACAUUC